GCCGUCGGGCGGGGCGGCGGCGGACUAGCCGGCCUGAGAUCAGAGCCCGAUCCCGGCCGCGGCAACCAUGUCGGCGCCGUCAGAAGAAGAGGAGUAUGCGCGGCUGGUGAUGGAGGCGCAACCCGAGUGGCUGCGCGCGGAGGUGAAGCGACUGUCCCAUGAGCUUGCCGAGACCACGCGCGAGAAGAUCCAGGCGGCUGAGUACGGGCUGGCGGUGCUCGAGGAGAAGCACCAGCUCAAGCUGCAGUUCGAGGAGCUCGAGGUGGACUAUGAGGCCAUCCGCGGCGAGAUGGAGCAGCUCAAGGAGGCAUUCGGACAGGCACACACAAACCACAAGAAGGUGGCUGCGGAUGGCGAGAGCCGGGAGGAAAGUCUGAUCCAGGAGUCAGCCUCCAAGGAACAGUACUAUGUGCGGAAGGUUCUAGAGCUGCAAACAGAACUGAAGCAGCUGCGCAACGUACUCACCAACACACAAUCUGAGAAUGAGCGCCUGACCUCUGUGGCCCAGGAGCUAAAGGAGAUCAACCAGAAUGUGGAGAUCCAGCGAGGCCGCCUGCGGGAUGACAUCAAGGAGUACAAGUUCCGGGAGGCCCGCCUGCUGCAGGACUACUCGGAGCUGGAGGAGGAAAACAUCAGCCUGCAGAAACAGGUGUCAGUGCUCAGGCAGAACCAGGUGGAGUUUGAAGGCCUCAAGCAUGAGAUCAAGCGUCUGGAGGAGGAAACUGAGUACCUUAACAGCCAGCUGGAGGACGCCAUCCGGCUCAAGGAGAUCUCGGAACGGCAGCUGGAGGAGGCAUUGGAGACACUGAAAACAGAGCGGGAGCAGAAGAACAGCUUGCGUAAGGAGCUGUCACACUACAUGAGCAUCAAUGACUCCCUGUACACCAGCCAUCUGCAUGUCUCCCUGGAUGGACUCAAGCUCAGCGAGGACACUGAGGGCCUGGCCAACGGCUUUGAGCAUGGUGGGCUGGCCAAGCUGCCAUCAGACAACAAGACCUCCACACCCCCCAAGGAUGGCCUGGCGCCCCCAUCCCCCAGCCUUGUAUCUGAUCUCCUCAGUGAGCUCAACAUCUCUGAGAUCCAGAAGCUGAAGCAGCAACUGAUGCAGAUGGAGCGGGAGAAAGUGGGCCUCCUGGCCACACUGCAGGACACACAGAAGCAGCUGGAACAGGCACGGGGUUCCCUGUCAGAGCAAUGUGAGCAAGUGAGCCGCCUCACAGAAAACCUGAGUGCUCUGAGGCGCCUGCAGGCUGGCAAAGAGCGUCGGACAGCCCUGGACAGUGAGAAGGAACGUGAUAGCCAUGAGGAUGGUGACUACUAUGAGGUGGACAUCGACGGACCUGAGAUCCUGGCUUGCAAGUACCGUGUGGCCCUGGCAGAGGCCAGUGAGCUCCGGGAGCAGCUGAAGGCCCUGCAAAAUGCACAUGAAGCUGGUGAGGCCCAGCACGCUGAAGAGAAGGGUCGGCAUGAGGCUGAGAGCCAAGCACUCACGGAAAAGGUCUCCCUGCUGGAGAAAGCCAGCCGUCAGGACCGCGAGCUGCUGGCACGGCUGCAGGCAGAGCUGAAGAAGGUGAGCGAUGUCGCAGGUGAGACACAGGGCAGCCUGAGUGUGGCCCAAGAUGAAUUAGUGACCUUCAGUGAAGAGCUGGCCAACCUGUACCACCACGUGUGCAUGUGUAACAACGAGACGCCCACCCGUGUUGUGCUGGACUAUUACCGUGAGGGUCCUGAAGCUCGUGGGCGCCGCUCGCCCAUCCUGCCUAAGGGGCCACCAGCUACAGAGGGUGGGCCUGGGGAUAACAGCCCCUCACCAGGCUCUUCACUGCCCUCACCUCUGAGUGAUCCACGCCGGGAGCCCAUGAACAUCUACAACCUGAUUGCCAUCAUUCGAGACCAGAUCAGGCACCUGCAGGCGGCUGUGGACCGCACCACAGAGCUGUCACGGCAGCGUCUGGCCUCACAGGAGCUGGGCCCCUCUGCUGACAAGGACCGGGAGGCUCUCAUGGAGGAAAUCCUCAAACUCAAGUCUCUGCUCAGCACCAAGCGGGAGCAGAUCACCACACUGCGCACGGUGCUCAAGGCCAACAAGCAGACAGCCGAAGUGGCCCUUGCCAACCUGAAGAGCAAGUACGAGAACGAGAAGGCCAUGGUGACUGAGACCAUGAUGAAGCUGCGCAACGAGCUCAAGGCACUCAAGGAGGAUGCAGCCACCUUCUCUUCACUGCGCGCCAUGUUUGCCACCAGGUGUGAUGAGUACAUCACACAACUGGAUGAGAUGCAGCGACAGCUGGCAGCUGCUGAGGACGAGAAGAAGACACUUAACUCACUGCUGCGCAUGGCCAUCCAGCAGAAGCUGGCACUGACCCAGCGUCUAGAGCUGCUUGAGCUGGACCAUGAACAGGCCCGACGGGGCCGCACCAAGGCCACCCCCAAGGCCAAGCCCAGCACUCCUAGCCUAUAGAGUAGCUGCCAGGAGGACUCGGCCACCGGCCCUGUCACACUGCAGCCCCCCUCCCCUCCCGUGGGCCCACGCAGAGGAAGGAAGGGCGGUCCAAAAGUCCACUUAGAAACAUUAUUGGAUAUACCACUGCAAUUCUUUUCAAAAUAGCAUUCCCGAGUUUUUAAUGGGAGAGGAAAAAAAGCUUUAAUGUUGAGAAGCCAUGAGCUGCUCUCGGAAAGGUGUUUGUACAAAAGCUGAGGAACCUGCUUCACAGCGACCACAGGCUCACUUAGGAACCCACUAGAAACUCGCAUUACAGAGUCUCCCUGUCACAGAUACUCCUUUUAUCCGAUCAACCUGUGCACUUUUGAUACUUUGAUAUUAUAUUUGCUUCCUUAACCCCUUGCAUAGGGACAGUCUCAGAUGCCAUGGUCUGUCUCGCGGUCCUAUAGCCCUCUGUCUUAGCUCCCAAUGUGUUAGUCUGACAUGGGCACGUGGCACGGUGUGUCCUCUGUGCGUGUAGCUCUAGGCUGCUUAGAUAAAGGCUUCGCCAAGCCAGCGAGGCGCUCACUAGCGUGUCCACGCUGUGGUUCAGCAGCCUGUUAGAUUAUACGGCAUUAUGGUUCAUGUUUGAAAUUACAGGUUUUUAAUGCCAUGUUCAUUAAGAAAUCCAGGGUAUUCCAAUUCUGGGGUUUUUCAUAUUGUAUUAUUAUUAUUCUUAGGAAUAGUUCAAUGUAACAAGAAGAAAACUUGACCUUUGCUCUGGUUACACAGUAAUAGGCACUUGAAAACAAAAGAUAAAUUAUUGAAUGAGUAGUAUUACCUACAAAUUCCAGAAUUUUCUGGGUUUUAGGACAUUGUGAAGCAUGACUGAUUAACAGAAUUUUAUACAACUGUACCAGUGAAAUUCCAAAUUGGAAUUGUUUUGUUACUCUGGUUGUUGUGCCAAAUUGUGGUACACUUAGAAAAAUUCUACAGUCGAUUUUUAGGGUGUUAAUUUCAACACCUUUUUGCUAGUAACCAUUGCCAGUAGUGCCUUCAUCAGUUAAGGGAGGUGUCCCAGCGUAGUUUAUUCUGACGUGGACCGUGAAGAACUAGUUGGGAAUGCUGAAGGCCAGUGUGGACCAAUAGGUGUGAAUGGGCACACACCUUCGUACCUGAACCUGGGCAUCUUCAUUGAGGGAAAGAAAACAACAAUUGUGCAAAAUUCUGUUAGUCAGUGAUUCUUUACUGUGCAGAUCCUUGCAAAUUCAGGGGCUGAGAAAACGAAAGUGAACACAAAUAUUGAGUGUACUUUGGGAACCAAAUGGACUUUAUGUUAAGCAAGCUGUGUGAACAACACACCACGUUUGUGAAGAGCCAGGGUGGCAGGGGGGCCAGCAAUGUUGGCCUCGUCAGCAUGGUGAGGGCUAGCCAUAGUAUUCUUUGCAAAUGUGAGAAAGAGAUGUUAUAUAUUCUCUUGCUUGGUGUAACUAAUCACUGUUAAUUUCAGGAAACAGAACUCGCUGAAGCUUCUUAGCAAAUCAGGUCUGCAUCCUGUACUGAUUUGCUGAAUGAAGUUGGGUGAAUGGUCAAAUUGGUACUCAUAGAGGAAGAAGAAAAAGUGUCCUCUCUCUUCCAAAAUAAAGGGUAAAUUAUAAUAAUAAUAUAAGCAGCAAGAAUAAAAAAGAAUUCUGUUUCCUGGAAUAAGCAUUUCUUAUUCCUAGUUGUAGGGGCCCCUUUUUUUACCUUCUCUUACAGUGUUGAUUCUUAAGAAAUGUUACAUUUACGAUAACUUCAUCUGUACGGGGUAUUUAUUUGCAAUGAUGUCUGAGUACUGUAUUUUUUUCUGUGCAUUACUUAGUGUCAGAAUGUUGUCUUUAUUUUAAGAGCAUAUGCAUGUUCUCCUGCCAAGGAACCUUUACACAGACCCAAACAAAAAUGCUUUCAAGUUGUGAAAAACUGAGGCAGAACAUGGGAAAGAAAUAAGAAGGAGAAAUCAGUCGCAAUUUGAAACACAGGCAGAUGGCAGAAAUGUCUGCAAAGCCAGCCCACAUAGGAACAGAGGGCCUGGGUAAAGGGUCGCGUUGGUAGGACCAAUAAAUAAAGAAUAAUAAAAAGACAAAGCAUGUGGUUUAUGUUCUGUAACUGCCUAGGUGAUUAAAGAUUCAACAACACACCUCAGUUCCAGGAUCUCCAACAACAAGCAUUUAUUGGUACUGAUGGUGUUGAGAGCAGGAAUCCACUCUGGGGCCCAUCAUGGGAUGUGUGAGGAGGGCACUGCUGCAUCAGAUAUCGUGAGCACCCAGCAGCAUGGUGGCGA
This is a messenger RNA of Talpa occidentalis (Iberian mole), 4742 nucleotides long. It is a transcript of the gene BICD2, whose product is annotated as BICD cargo adaptor 2. Gene Ontology annotation, molecular function: dynactin binding; cytoskeletal adaptor activity; dynein complex binding. Bases 68 to 2461 code for a protein of 797 amino acids. The record is from RefSeq and is a predicted model, not a curated record. The transcript is spliced from 8 exons. Gene Ontology annotation, cellular component: Golgi apparatus; cytosol. Lineage: Eukaryota; Metazoa; Chordata; Mammalia; Eulipotyphla; Talpidae. Gene Ontology annotation, biological process: protein localization to organelle; microtubule anchoring at microtubule organizing center; regulation of microtubule cytoskeleton organization.